Messenger RNA from Cokeromyces recurvatus, 527 nucleotides. RefSeq lists its product as uncharacterized. The record is from RefSeq and is a predicted model, not a curated record. The annotation marks the transcript as partial. The transcript is spliced from 2 exons. NCBI's taxonomy places the organism in Eukaryota, Fungi, Mucoromycota, Mucoromycetes, Mucorales, Mucoraceae.
UUUUUAAUUUUUUUUUUUUUUUUUUUUUUUUUUUUUUUUAUUAUUAUUAAACGAUCUAAAGAUGUGGAUGCAGCCACAACAGCCGUAUUCUUAUCCAUAUACACAAAUGCCUUCACAACAAGCCCAAAUGCAAUCAACAAAACAGCCAGAACUAGAUGCUUCAUUCAAACGACAAGCAGAAGGACCUGUGUUAUGGUUUGCUGGACCUCCAUUAAACGUGAUACCCCAAACAAAGCCUACUCAUUCAAUGGAAUAUUUGGAAUGGAAAAAAAAGCAAAGUUCUCAUAAAUAGUAAUUAGACAAAAUUAUUUAUUUUAAUUCUUGUAAAUUAUGAAUGAUUUAAAAAAAAAAAAAAGGUGUAAUGAAGCGAUAAGAACCUAUUUUUUAUAUAAACCAACAUAAUAAAAGAGAAAACAUAUUAAAAAAACUACAGAAUAUGUAUAUGUUUAAGACAAGUUAUUAUAUCUUUAAUUAAUAGUACAAUAAUAUGAAAAGAAAAAAGAUGCUUGUUUUGUAUAUUACUAAAA